AUGAGGUCCUUGGCAAAGAGUUAGAAAAUGCCAAAGAAUUGAGCAGACAGACCCAGGAAUGAGAAAAGAUCCUCCAUCUGCUGCUGAAAGAAAAAAAAUGACCUCAACUUUUUUCACAGAAAAAAUCCAAAUCCCUCUCAAUAAUUCACCCAUUACAAAAUACCAAUUUUGCCUUUUUCCCUCUUUCAUUCAUGGAAGAAUCUGGGAACAAUGAAACCCCAAUUUGCAAUCUAGUUCAAGACCAUCUUUUUUCAAUCCUUUUUCUUUUACCCAUUAAUUCAAUCCUUUCUUUUGCUUUAACUUGCAAGAAAUUCAAUACUUUAGCAUCAUCUGAUGCUUUUUGGGAAUCUAUUUGUAGAAGAGAAUGGGGUUCUAAUUGUGUUGAUGCUCUUAAAGAUUCAUACUUUUCAGCUAAUUAUGGUGGAGAGUACAUGCCAUGGAUGAAGCUUUACCAGAGGGUAUCUCAGUUAAGCUCUAUUUCAUGCCUCAGAUUAACUGACCCAGUUGCUGAUAAUUUGGUUCCUUGCCCUAGAGCUUCUCAUUCUCUCAAUUUUGUCUCAAAUUGUUUGGUUUUAUUUGGUGGAGGAUGUGAAGGAGGGCGUCAUCUCGAUGAUACAUGGGUUGCGCAUCUUGGAUGUGAUUUGAAAACCAUAUUAAAAUGGCAGAAGGUAACUUCAGGCUUUCCAAGUGGACGUUUUGGGCAUAUUUGUGUUGCGAGUGGUGAUUUUCUCAUACUUUUUGGAGGCAUCAACGAUCAUGGUAUCCGUCAAAAUGAUACCUGGAUAGGGAAAAUCGCUAAAACGAGUGAGACUUUUGGUGUCACAUUGUUUUGGAGGCAGCUUGAUGUGGGCCCAGCAGCCCCACCGCCACGCGGGGCCCAUGCUGGAUGCUGUAUGGAGGAUCGGAGAAUGUUUAUCCAUGGAGGGAUCGGCCCAGAUGGUGUUAGAUUAGGGGACUUUUGGAUCUUGGAAAUAUCCGAGAACUUCUGUUAUGGAACUUGGCAUGAAAUCGUUACUCACCCUUCACCGCCCCCGCGUUCUGGACAUACCUUGACAUGUAUAGACAAUUCGAGGACACUGCUUUUCGGAGGACGUGGAUUGGGUUAUAACGUUCUUGACGAUGUAUGGGUUUUCAAUGCCUCAGAAGGUCAUCCCGAGUGGGUUCGUGUUCGAUUCGACUUAUCGAAUACUCCCUGGGAAAGUAACCUUCCAAGAGUUGGUCAUUCAGCUACUCUUAUCCUCGGAGGGAAGCUUCUAGUUUAUGGAGGUGAAGACUCUCGAAGGCACAGAAAAAACGACUUUUGGUUGUUAGACGUGAACUCUUAUAAGCACCGUUUCUGUACGAAAAUAUGGAAGAGACUGAAAUCAUAUGGCUAUAAACCUAACGCCCGAUCCUUCCAUGCAGCAUGUUCUGAUAAUUCAGGCCGUCUGUUAUACAUAUUUGGCGGAAUGGUCGAUGGUACACUUCAGCCCGCGGAAUCAUCUGGUCUCCGAUUCAAUGGUGAUGUCUUUGCAAUAGAACUUUGCAUUACUCUCAACUAAUCCGUAACAAGGGGAAAAAAACCGAUCUCCCCGAGGAGCAUAUUCGGAGAAUUGUGUACAUAUGUGAUGUAAUAUCCGAUUAGAUGUAGUUUUGUACAGAAUAGCUCGAGAGUGAUCUGCGUGUGUAAUGAAUAGAUGAGGUUUGUGUGUUAGUACAACGAUUGAAGAUGGAUUGUUGGUUUAUGUUUGAAGCAUUCAUGCUGGUACUGCAUGAACUGUGGCACUAAGCAGCAAGUGUUUGCUAGGUUUAGUCUUGUACAUACUUAAAUGUAGCUCUUUUUGUUGAAUAGAAUGUAGAUUAAUGUGCUACUAGCUAGUAACUAUUAAGAUCAAAUUGGACCGUAACUUUCCGUUGCGUUCUGCGUAAAACUACAAAUCUACAAUAAUUUGACGAAGAGGAAUACGAAGCAUGGUAUGAAAUACAUGACCUAUUUUUCGCAAACUGUCUGACCGGACAUUGGCGAACCAAUGUAGUUGCAAGGUGUAGCAACUAGCAAGAGAAUGCCCUGUUUUUGGAGUAAUAAGAUUGAUGGUUGUUCAAUUAUAUAUGUUGUCGGAGGUUUGAAUUCCAAAUCCUAAAAGCUAUAAUUUUGAAUUGGUUUUGCAAAUUUAAUCUUUUGCACUAUAAGUUAAAAAUAAAUAAAUUUCUUUGUAAGGAAUGAUUUUAUAACUACUAGCUUCCU
Molecule: messenger RNA, 2224 nt
Organism: Amaranthus tricolor (Joseph's coat)
Lineage: Eukaryota; Viridiplantae; Streptophyta; Magnoliopsida; Caryophyllales; Amaranthaceae
Product: F-box/kelch-repeat protein At1g51550
Exons: 2
Coding region: 192-1541 (449 amino acids)
Molecular function (GO): protein binding
Source: RefSeq, a predicted model, not a curated record